Molecule: messenger RNA, 2597 nt
Organism: Spodoptera littoralis (African cotton leafworm)
Lineage: Eukaryota; Metazoa; Arthropoda; Insecta; Lepidoptera; Noctuidae
Source: the annotation of a GenBank genome assembly
GUAACAUUUAAGUCAUUUUGACAGUUCAUUAACGACAAGUUGAGUUGUCGCACGAUGUAAAGUUUAUAAAAUAAUAAAAAAAUCUUAAUUAAAGUUCACGUAAAUAAAAUAAGUAACGAUUAUAGACACUGAAGUGUUUUACAUAUAGUAUUUUGUCUUAUUUUUUUUACUUAGAGUUAUUAUCGUGCGAGGUUAGAACCGCUUGUCAAGUACACGUAUGCAGCUAUGUUGCUUGAAGAUCUGUUUUUGUGAUUUUUGAGUGAAAUGCCGUAAAGAAACCGUAAAAAAUAAAAUAGAAACAAUGCUGCCCCUUACGCAAAAGGACACGCGGGUUCCGCGUGGAACAGUUGGUGGAAUACGUGAAAAGAUCGCAAAUUGGAUGAGACUAAUUUAUUCUGAUAAGAAUUCUAGGAAUUUAUUCAUGUUCCUUCUUCUAAAUUUGUCAUUUGCGUUUGUUGAAUUAUUUUAUGGUAUAUGGACGAAUAGUUUAGGUCUAAUAUCUGAUGCAUUCCACAUGUUCUUUGAUUGUACGGGCCUGGUGGCAGGAUUGGCUGCUUCCUUAGUGUCUAAAUGGCGUGCAAACGAAAGAUAUUCUUAUGGAUAUGCAAGAGCUGAAGUACUGGCUGGUUUUGUAAAUGGACUGUUCCUGUUAUUUAUAGCAUUUUUCAUUAUGAGUGAGGCUGUGGAAAGAGCUAUCGAGCCACCUGAGGUUAAACAUGAACGUCUCCUGUUGGUGUCAAUAUUGGGAUUCCUAGUAAAUAUGGUGGGCAUAUACGCCUUCCAUCACGGGCACGGGCAUGGCCACGGUGGACACGGGCACUCCCACGGUGGGCAUGGCCACUCACACAACCACCACGGCCACUCCCACGAUGACGACAGCGAGGCGCCCACUGGUGCCGGCUCAGCCAUCAUGCGAGGAGUGUUCCUACACGUGUUGGCCGACACGUUGGGCUCCGUCGGUGUUAUCAUCUCAGCCAUUCUUAUGAAGACAUUCGGCUGGAUGAGAGCUGAUCCAAUCUGCUCCAUGGCUAUAGCUCUCCUCAUAGCCGCUAGUGUGAUACCCUUAGUGCGUGACUCGGCGGGCGUGCUGAUGCAACGGACUCCUACCUCGCUAGAGCGCGCCCUGCCUAACUUGUACACGCGUGUGGUCGGCCUGGCCGGCGUGCACGCCGUGCACGAGCCGCACUUCUGGACCCUGUGUAGUGACGUCCACGUCGGUGCACUUAAAAUAGAAGUAGCCAAGGAAGUGGACCCUAGAUACGUGACUGAGCAAACGGCGCGGAUCUUCCGCGAGGUCGGCGUCAAACAUCUGACGGUGCAACUAGACUACUACCCACUCUGAUGAUCACAAACAUACACAUGACCACCCAGUGGUCCCGUGUUCCCUAGAAAUAAGUUAAUUAAAUGUACUGUGCAAUUAUGAUUUCGGUGGGAUGAUUGUAAGUUUCAAGUUUUGUAUGAUUUUAUAAUGUUGUGAUGAAGAAAUUCCUUCUUUUUACCUACUGUACACAUUACCACAAAUACUUAUUUUAUUUUAAAUUAAUAUAAAUUUUAAUUACCUUUUAAUUACCUGCUUGUAAAGUAUUGGUUUAUUGUAAAUUAGUCUAAAUUGUAUGUUGUAUUAUGAAUUUAUGAGAUAUAGCUAUAUGUUGUAGUAUAUUUUUAUAUUCUAUAUUUCCUUUCUAUUUGCUUUUAUUUGUAUUUUAACAUUCCAAAUGAUUAAUCAAACAAGGAAUUUCGUCACUUGGUUUUGGAAAAUACUUAAAGAGCUCUUGUGUGCUAGACUAGAUGUGCUGUUGCAGUAAAACUACUAUUAUAGCUGGGCCGACAGUUCUGAAAUUGAUAACGACAAGUUCGGUUGCUAAUUUGUGAAUUUCUACCUUUAUCCAUGUACAUAAUAAAGUGGGAAAUGCAACCGAUAUCUGUCAUAAUCAUAAUUGGAUACUGUCAAGUGCCAACCCUUAUUAACCAAGCAGUGUCUCUUCCUCAGUACACAGAGACCUCGCGAAUAGUGCCCUAUACCUAUGGUAAUACUAUAGAAUAGCAAAUUUAUAAAUAAAUACCUAGUUAAUUCCACAUUAAAAUAUUUUUACACAAAUACUUAUUUUUAAAAAUGUACAUAACGACUCCGUCUUGUUCUAACAUUUUAUUUUUUUAUUUAUUAUUUGCGCGGACUUAAGUAAUUUAAUUUUUUUAAAAUUAUCUGCAUUUGUAUUUAUGGACUUAAUAUUUGUUUGGAAGACGAAGCAUUUGAAUAAAAAAGUGCAUUUAUUUAAACUUUUUUUGCGUCCAUGACUUGGGAGUUUCUGUAUAUUGGAAAAUUUUAUACUUAAAAAUGCCAUAUAAAAUAUUUCGGCUUAUUUAUUAAGUAAACAUUGGGGAUGUACAAACCCAUUUCUACAUAAACGAAUCAUAUUAGAGAGAACUCUAUCGUUCUGAGAAAAAAAUGCCCCAAAAUGAGCUUGUAUAGUUCUUUACCUGAAGCAGAAAUUAUGUAAAAUAGAAUAAUAUUACCAGCAAGUAAAACAUAUUGCUAUCUUUUUCUUCUAAAUAAGAACGGAAUGAGAAGGGGAUAGUACUGUACUGUACUCAAGUCA